Molecule: messenger RNA, 711 nt
Organism: Symbiodinium sp. CCMP2456
Lineage: Eukaryota; Dinophyceae; Suessiales; Symbiodiniaceae
Source: the annotation of a GenBank genome assembly
AUGAGCAAGGACGAGGUGAAAGAGAAGUCGCCGCUAGGGCGCUUCGUUCGCUUCAACCGGAAGCUUGGAUCUGGGUCCUACAAGACCGUUUGGCUGGGCUUCGACAACGACACAGGAAUGGAGGUCGCCUGGAACAUCAUCUCGUUCCAGAACUUGGACAAGAAGGCAAAGAAGCGGAUCUCAGACGAGAUCCAGAUGCUGAAAAACCUCAAGCAUCCCAAGAUCAUCGCCUUCAUCAAUGCUUGGACGAACAAGGAGCAAGAGAAGGUCUGCUUCAUCACCGAGCGGGUCACGGGAGGUUCCCUCCUGCAGUACAUAAAGCGCAUCAAUGCGCCGCUGAAGCUCAAGGUGAUCCGCAACUGGUGCAGGCAGAUCUUGGAAGGUUUGAACUACCUUCACACGCGUCCGGACCCCAUCAUCCACAGGGACCUCAAGUGCGACAACAUCUUCAUCAACGGAAACCGUGGUGACAUCGUCAUCGGAGACCUGGGCCUGUCCACCACGCUGCGGGAGUCCUGCGCCGUGGCCCGGUCCAUUGUGGGAACCGUCGAUUUCAUCGCCCCUGAGAUCUACGAUGAAAACUACGGCACGUCCGUGGACAUCUACGCAUUCGGAAUGGUACUUCUGGAGAUGAUCGGAAGGGAGCAGCCCUGGAGCGAAUGCGACACUCCAGGCGGCUUUUCGGGCUUCUCACAAGGAAGUGAACAUUAG